Molecule: messenger RNA, 3312 nt
Organism: Malaclemys terrapin pileata
Lineage: Eukaryota; Metazoa; Chordata; Testudines; Emydidae
Gene: SKOR1
Product: SKI family transcriptional corepressor 1
Exons: 8
Biological process (GO): negative regulation of BMP signaling pathway; negative regulation of transcription by RNA polymerase II
Cellular component (GO): nucleus; transcription regulator complex
Molecular function (GO): RNA polymerase II cis-regulatory region sequence-specific DNA binding; DNA-binding transcription factor activity, RNA polymerase II-specific; SMAD binding
Source: RefSeq, a predicted model, not a curated record
AUGGAGGCGAUUGCCAGUCAGAUGGGAACGGGGAGAGACUCAAGCUCCUCCCCGAAUUCAAAGCAAGAGCUGCAGCCCUACUCGGGCUCCAAUCCCCUCAAGCCCAACCAAGUGGGUGAGACCUCCCUGUACGGCGUGCCCAUAGUGUCCCUGGUCAUCGACGGGCAGGAGCGCCUGUGCUUGGCGCAGAUCUCCAACACCCUGCUCAAGAACUACAGCUACAAUGAGAUCCACAACCGGCGGGUGGCGCUGGGCAUCACCUGCGUGCAGUGCACCCCGGUGCAGCUGGAGAUCCUGCGGCGGGCCGGGGCCAUGCCCAUCUCGUCCCGGCGCUGCGGCAUGAUCACCAAGCGGGAGGCGGAGCGGCUCUGCAAGUCCUUCCUGGGCGAGCACAAGCCGCCCAAGCUGCCGGAGAACUUCGCCUUCGACGUGGUCCACGAGUGCGCCUGGGGCUCGCGGGGCAGCUUCAUCCCGGCCCGCUACAACAGCUCCCGGGCCAAGUGCAUCAAGUGCGGCUACUGCAGCAUGUACUUCUCGCCCAACAAGUUCAUCUUCCACUCCCACCGCACGCCGGACUCCAAGUACACGCAGCCCGACGCCGCCAACUUCAACUCCUGGCGCCGCCACCUCAAGCUGAGCGACAAGACGGCCACGGACGAGCUGAGCCACGCCUGGGAGGAUGUCAAGGCCAUGUUCAACGGCGGCACCCGCAAGCGGACCUUCUCCCUGCACGGGGCGGCCGCCGCCUCCUCGGCCGCCAAGGCCGCCCUGCACCCGCCGCCGCCCGGCGGAGCCGAGCUGGCCCCGGUGCACAAGAGUCUACGCUGCAGCGGCGAGGAGGCGCCCGGGGAGCGCGGCGCGCUGAGCUUGGCCGGGGCGCACGGCGGGGCGGCCGGGGCGCACGGCGGGGCCGGCGCGGUACGCAGCUACCCGGUCAUCCCGGUGCCCAGCAAAGGCUUCGGCAUGCUGCAGAAGCUGCCGCCGCCGCUCUUCCCGCACCCCUACGGCUUCCCGGCCGCCGCCUUCGGGCUCUGCCCCAAGAAGCAGGACGACUCGCUGGGCGGAGCCGGCGGGGGCGAGCCCGGCAAAGGGGGCGCCCUGCCGCCGGGCAUGUUCUGGGGCCACCCGCACCCCCACCCGCACCAACCCCAGCAGCCGCCGCACCAGGCCGGCGCCGGCAAGGACAGCGGCGUCUACCCGCCCUUCCCCAUGUUCUGGCCGGCCGCCGGCAGCCUGCCUGUGCCGCCUUACCCGGCCCAGAGCCAGGCCAAAGCGGCCGCCACCGCCGUGGUGGUGGCGGCCGCCGCAGCCGCCGCCGCGGCCGCCGCCGACCCGCCGGGCCUGGGCGGCCGCCACAGCGAGCUGGAGGGCUCGGAGCCGUCGGGGAGCGGACGCAGCAGCGCCACCCCGCAGGAGGGCUCCGGGGCGGACGGCGAGCGCUGCUCCAGCGCCCUCUCCAGGGCGGCCGCCGAGGAGGAGCGGUCCGGGGACGAGGCGCUGCUGCCCCCGCUGCCCCUGCCCAGGAAGGGCAGUUACCUGUCCGCCUUCCGCCCCGUGGUGAAGGACGCGGAGAGCAUCGCCAAGCUCUACGGCACCCGGGAGGCCUACGGUGGGACGGGCCGGAGCGCGGCCGGCUACCUGUCCCCGGACUUCCUCAGCGAGGGCAGCUCCAGCUACCGCUCCCUCUCGCCCGGCGCCGACACGGCCGACGAGCCCGAGGUGGACGUGGAGUCCAACCGUUUCCCCGAGGACGAGGAGGAGGAGGCGGCGGCGGCCGUCGAGGAGGCGGAGGAGCCGCCGCCUCUGGCCGAGGAGAAAGCCGGGGAGCAGGGGCCGGAGGAAGGGAACCGGCCGCCGCCCGAGGGGAGCCCGCAGAGGAGCAGCAGCAGAGGCGGCUACGAGGUGGGGGGCUCCGCCGGGGACCCCGCUCCAAGCUGGGCCCUUCCCUACCUAGGGCGCUGCGCCCACGGGCGCGCAGAGAUGGUAGCGCCGGGCCUGGGUGCAAGGUCUCAGCCCCCGGGAGAGGGUCCUCGCUGGGGUGACCCCUCCGCUCCCCCCAGCUAAAUCCAUGUAAUUGUUCCGUUUCUUUUGAAGGUCUACACCCAGGAAAGAGAAGACCAUCUGCAGGCUCUGAAGAACGCUGCUUCACUGGGGCCUGCAACCACUUAUCUUUGCAACCCCGAGGCAAAUGAGCAAGAUAAGGACGACAAUCACUCGACAGCAGAGGAUUUAGAGACCAGCAAAUCCUAUCAAGACCAAAGGAAUGUCUCGCAUCCAAGCCCUGUAAAUACCGACAGAGGUGAGGAAGGUCUCAGCAUUGACUUUAUGGGGACCCAACUAGUUGAAAAAGACAUUGAAAAUCUGGCAAGAGACGAAUUGCAAAAACUGCUCCUGGAGCAAGUGGAGCUUAGGAAGAAAUUAGAACGGGAAUUCCAAAGUCUGAAAGAUAAUUUUCAGGAUCAGAUGAAGAGGGAGCUGGCGUAUAGGGAAGAAAUGGUCCAACAGCUACAAAUUGUCAGAGAUACCCUGUGUAACGAACUGGACCAGGAGAGGAAAGCUCGCUACGCCAUCCAGCAGAAGUUGAAAGAGGCCCACGACGCGCUCCACCACUUCUCCUGCAAAAUGCUCACGCCUCGCCACUGCACGGGGAACUGCUCCUUCAAACCGCCCCUGCUACCCCAAUGAGCCCCCCCCCCCUUCCCGCCAAAGCCAUGCGACUUCGGAGUGUGAAUAGCCGGCAGCCCCUUGCGCCGCGAAAGGGAAAACCCAGCCACAAGCCAUUUCUAAGGAGACACGUGUAAAUACAGGACUGCGUGGAGCUCUCGGGCUCCGCGUUUCUAGAAGUGUAAAUACAGCUCCUCCAGUCUGCGAAUCCGGGCAGCUGACCGCCAAGGUGUAAACGGACCAAAAGCGAAUUAACAAAACAAAACGCCCCCAGACACGGUCCGCUGUGAAUCGGUUCUAUCCAAGGAAUCUCCUUGCUCACUGUCUGCCCCCUCCAUGCCUACCUGUCUGUCCACUUCUUGAAACCCUUGUCUAGACUGGAAAAAGUGGCUAUGUGCAAUGGAUAUAAAUGUACUGUGAUUUCUCUUGGUCCAGUAUUUGUUGAAUUUUUAUUUAUUUAUUUAUGAUGUAUAUUUAUUUCCCCUCCACGCUCCCUUGUAAAUGAUGGAUGUGACAGCACUUUAUCGGGCGGUUUGCGACUCACGGUACACCCAAGGAAAGGAGAAAUAAAUAAAAACAACCCUGCCCCUGUUGUGGGGGGAGACACCUCUGUACGCCAUUUUUGUUCUUUAAUAAAAACAACCUUUA